CACAGCAGCAGCUUCCGUCGUAAAAGAUACAACGCAGAGGGGGGACCUGAUGCAGACUUUUGUGAGGCGCUUCGGUAUCACUAUCGCUUUUUCACCAGAGUAGAAAAACAAAAAUCUUACCAACAUCAAAAUUAUGGGCAACACGUUGAUCACCUCUCUGUGCCAGCCGGAGGGCAGCACUGCCUCGUGUUACGGGGAAUGCGAGAUUACCCGAGAACUGGAUUUGACCACGAUCGCGCCGGCCGGCAAUGUCUUCCCCGACACGCUGCGCCACUUGGAAAAUACGUUGGAGCGGCAGCUCUUCCACUUCGCGGCCGGGCAAAAUUUCGUCAUGGUCCGUUGGUUGCUGUGUCUGAGGGCGGAUCCAAUGGUGACAGACUGGAACGGGACGACUGCACUGCAUGUCGUGUGUCGCUGUGGAAGCGUCCAGACGGUGCGGGAUUUACUGGUGUGCUCUUCAACUAGAACAGGAGCAAAUUGUACAAUUUCGAACAGCAGCCAAGUCCACACGACAGGACAAUCACAAUCAACAUCCCUCCUAACCGCCAAAGACCGUUUUGGCUGGACGGCGCUGCACGUCGCGUGUGCCGUUUCGCGCCUCAGCGUCACGAAGGAGUUGCUGGAACAGGGCGCCGCGCAACUGGACGCAGAAACGCUGAACGCCCUUCUCCGCGCCCAAACCAACCAAGGAGAAACCGUGUUGACGCUGGCCGAUGGCGAUUCUCAGCUCCGACGGUUGUUGCUCGACGCGAUCGUGAAAGCCGCCAACUUGUUGUCGUUGACCACUGAUAGUGGUGGCGGUGCUGGAACCACGAGCAGCGGAGCAAAUACAGCAAACAGUGCGUCAGCUCUACUAGAUCUUCCCGAGGACAUUGUCGACGAGUUGGAGCUAACUCGCGGCCGCGGUUCAUCAACAUCAGCAGCAACUCGCGGUGCCGCCGCAGCCUUCCAGGAUGCUGCAACAGUUUCGCCUACUACAACAACUGGUGGACAUCCUCGAAAUAAUACAGGCAACAAUAAAUCGCAGCUAGUCAUCCACGGACGCGCGUCGCAGUACCCGAAUAACGCAGCUGGAGAACAAGUUGCAGAUGAAUCACAAGUAGAUGAAAGCGAUGAAACUGAUGACAUAGGAGACGAGGAACUAGUAGAUCUCCCACAUCAACGGAAGCAGGUCGCAAGUAGAGGACGGCAGCGCAAAGAACACGCAGAUCACUCAUCCUCGUCCGCAACUAGCAAUAUCACCCGUUACGAGCCGUUUUUCGUUCCGAGAAAACCAGCGUUGACAACGAACAAAUUUCGUUCCGAACUGGCCCAACUUGGAAUUCUGUUUUUCAACAAAGACCCAGGCAUCGGCCUCGCUUUCCUGGUCGCCACCAAUGUGGUGCAGGACUUCCCGCUCUCCUUGACCACGUUUCUGAAGCGCAACACGAUCUGCAGCGACAAGGUCGGGUGGUUUUUGUCCGAGCCCUUCUCUCUGUCCAGUGUCCUCCGUGCGGAGUUUAUCAACAGCAUCCGACUGUCCCACUGCGGCGUCUGCGGCUUACUGCAGCGGGUUUUCUCUUUCUUAGCGGUCCCACCGGACUUGGUAAAGCUCGACCUACGACCCGAAAAAAUUGCCCCCAGCCCAAUUUUCAAAAAUUUGCACUCCCGGCCCGCGUAGUCCAGGUCGUAGAAACCAUUCGGCACCAGGCGAGCGCGACCGAUUGGCGAGUGCCGGGGGAAGCCCGGUGACGCGCGACCAUCCUCUUGAAGAACACCAGCCAACCCUUCUCCCGUCUCCAGCAUUGUAGAGCAGCGCGCUGCUCCACCUGGUUACCUCAGGCCCAGCAUUGUAGCUCAGGCCCGGAUCAGCACGACGCGAUCGCGGGCCACGAAUAGCCGGAAAAAGCCCUUGCUUUCGAGCAGCUAGCAGGAGCUAUUGCUGCUGCCGAGGAAGCCACAAUUGGGGACUUUACACAAUUUCUGGCCCCAGCCAAAUAUCGCCUGGACUGCGGACCUGGGGCCAGAAAUUGUAAUGAGCCGAAACACGGGCUGAGUCGGCAUAUUACAAUUUCUGGCCCCAGGCCCACAGUCCAGUCGUUUGCGGGCCAGGUUUGUGGCCGCCGGUAGCCAAAAUCUUGGAAGCGGAACGCUUCCCCUUUUUCUUCGAAACUAGCAAAACACUAAAUCAAGCCAAUGCAUUUUCUCAAUCCCUCCAACACAUCCGCGCCAAACGCGGCGCAUUCCCGCGUCAUGUCUUCGUGAUGCGGAAUUUCGGCCCUCCCGUUGCGGGUGUCUUCGCGCAGCCCCACGCGGGCCUCCUCCAUGAUUCCCGGGGCCUCCUCCAUAAUCCCGGGCUUUCCCCGGCAAUCCGCAGGGGGCCACCUUCGCCGGCUGCUGAACGUUUUCUACUAGCUGGGCUAUCAGAAACGGGAAUGCAAAUUUUUGAAAAAUGGGCUGGGGAAAGUUUUUCCGUUUCGUACGACCGCAUUCUGUACCACACCGCCAUGACAUUCUGGCGACAGUGCGAAAGGAAGUUCAAUGCGGUGCAAAUAAGCCAUCAGAUGAACGCGCAACAAGGGCGAGGAGGUGGCUCCGGUUCGUCGCCGAGCAAGAUAAAUCCAGUCAUCGAGGAACCGAACAAGCGUCCCAACGCCUGGGAACCGGAGGGCAUUGAGGUGUUGCAGCAAUUGAAGUGCUUUGAGGGGUUGUACGGGUUGCUGACGUCGUGCGUGCUGCUGCAUUGCAACCUGCAUAGUGAGAGUGAUGAAACUUCCACGAAGCUGACGAUUGCCGGCGCGGCGGAAGUAGAAGGAGACGCACCGGGCACUUUUACAACUAUCCAGCAUCGGAAAUUGGGGAAAGAAGAGUGGAUCAGUCUCAACAGCAACAUUGACAGUACAUUUGGGGAUUUGGACACUUAUGGGGAGAGCGCUGCAGCCCCGUUCUUGCAUCAACUCUACGACCUGAUUGCCGCUGAGCCGAUUCCGGCGUUGCAAGCCGGGAUCGUUGCCUUCACAGAUGAGGAGAGUGUGGUGGAACUGUUGGAGCGCUUUGCUGCGACUACUAGCGCUACACAACUAGUGCCAGCGGUAGAACAAGAUGAACCAAAGCCGACUACAACUUCUUCGUCGCUUCAAGUAGAACCCCGCAGUGGAACUAGUGCCAACGUCCUCGCAGAAACGGUAAUUCUCCACUUCUGCGACGCGAACUUCAACCAAAUUUCGCUGGACGAGUUGGUGCGGAGUUUCACCGGGAAUUUCACAAGUCACAACACAGUGUUUGAGCACGACGAGGCGUUUGCGUCAAGGAUGCUGAAUUAUGCGGAAGGAAGUGCAUUUACAGAUACAGUUUCAUGCGGCGCCUUGACCGCAUCAAUUGCAGAUACACAAGGUCCUCGUGGUCCACCCAUGUUGGCAAGAGAUGUCGUUUCUCCGCAGCACGAUAUCAACAAAGCAGGAGCUUCUACUUGUUCUGGGGACUUCACGGCGCGCAGUAGCGACACAAUCUGGACUAGUACCACAUCAGGACGAGCGCAAUCCACGGGCAGAAGGAGCUCGCGGUAUGCGAAUUUAGGGUUUGUGUUGGGGGAACACGUCGCGAUGUCAGGAUCCUCUGCAGCCGCAACGGCGUCGACCACCGCUCGGAGCAGUGCCUCGACGAGCGGAAGAAACUUAGAAGGGGACAGCACAGCUGGUGGCGCGAAGGGAAAACAGAAAAACGCUCGAGCGUCUGCUCCAUCGAUGCAGCUUUUUCCCACGGCGAAGGUGGAUGAGCUGAAGAAAGGGGAUAUGAAAGAUGCAAAAAGUAGCGCAGCAGCAAAGUCGCAGCGCGUGGUUGUCAGCACGAUGUCCACGAUGAUGCGAGGGUGGUCUUCUAGCACCCCGGGAGGUAGUACGACAAUAAUCGCGUCCAAUAGCAACUUGCUCGAUGAUGGACGGACAACCUCUAAAUCAAAAGCAAAAAAUGCUUUGUCAGCGGUAGGAGUUGCAGCGUCCUGGACUUCGAUAGAUCUGGUUGCUUCUGCGUCUAGAGAUGGUGCUGCUGCUUCUUCGGGGGCAUCUGGUGAGAAAAACAUCAUCCUCGACCUCGACUCGCAUGAGGCCUCUCCAACGAAGAUUGCCACCGCGUUUCAACCUACAAGGGCCCUUCUCUCAUCCAGUACAAGUUUCGAGCCGCUAUCUGCUCGGGGCCAACAGCAGGGCAGCAGUACGGAGAACCAGACAAAUAACACCAAGAUCUGCUUCGCCUACCUGUCCUGCGGGUUGCUGUUCCUUGCAAACAGCGAGAAGACCGCACCAUUCGCGUUCGUGAAUCUCCGGUAUGUGAUACGCAAUGCAAAUUUCAUCCCGUACACGUACAAAAUGCAUCACAAAGACCUUACUUAGAUAUGUAUAGCAACGCUUGUAAGUAAGGCUUCCGCUACUGAGCGCAAUGUUUGUCAUGCCGAAACCCCAUUGAUUUGUAGUUGUAUGUGUGCGGUAAAUUUUUAUUUACUGCGGAUAUAUGAACAGCGGGACUGGCGCGAAGUUUGUGACGAUGAAGAAAACCUCCUUUCUUGACAGUUCUGAAGAGCUUCAAACGCACCCCGUCGAAUAUGGCGUUCUCAACUGUUACAUUCUCAACUGUUACAUGAAUUUGUGAUGCAAGUAUGGCAAAACUGAAAGGGCGAAGAUUGCGCCUUUUGCAUGACAGAUUUGGCGCAGAUUUUCAUCCUGUUUGUCCCUUCGGGAAUUUGUCAUGCGAAGCAGCAUGGUCGUAUCGAUUCUGAUUGGAAUUUUGCAUGACAAAUCAUGUAACAGUUGAGAAUGUAACAUUUGAGAACGCCAUAUCGAAAGCGACGAGUACGAAACAGAGGUGUACGAUCUCGCCAUCUACUAUGGAAGCGUCAGGUUUGAAAUCGUCAGAGUUGAAAUAAUUUGCAAUGCAUAAAACGCAUGACCCGAGGCGCGUGCGUUGCAGAGCAGGCAAGUGAGGUCGAUUGUAAGCCUGUUUAGGGCUACAGCUCGAGCUGCUAAAGUAGCAUGAGAAAGUCACUCUUCUUUGCCUAAACAGCAUGACAAACUGGAUUUAGGGACCACCGAAAUUUGUCAUGCGCCACUUGGAAACUGGGUUCCAACUGGCAUCCAUUUUAUGCAUGGCAAAUUAUUUCAACUUUGUCGAUUUCAACUCUGACACAUCCAUAUCUACCUUGAGAACCAGCACGGCCAGCGGACGCAAAAUUUGGAAAUCGUGCUGCUGUUCAACGACGGCAGGUGGAGCAGCGUAAACACGCCUGUUUUGGAGCUUACUUUUCGCAGCGAAGAGGUUCGGGACCAGUGGGCAAAAAAAGUAAAGCACGUUCUGGCGGAUGGAAUCGCAGCUGGAGGUUCUUCGCAGGCAUGAAACGUAAUAAACAAGAAGGCAUGAUAGAUAAGAUUUGUAAGACAAAGACUUUGUCUUCCCAUCUCCUGGUGUAGGAGCAUCGAAUUGAAUUCGAACUUCAACUUUUGUAAAAAUUCGUUGCGGAUGAUCAUGAUGUAUGAUGAAGCAACAAAUUAAGUGUUUGUACCUCAGAUUCAGAACUUGAUGAACAACUGUAACCUCUACACGAAUCAAAUUGUAACGCAACGACAACGACCUGAAUAACGAUGACCUGUACGAUUGAUGCGAACGUCGAUGCCUCCAAUUUGAUCUACAACGUGCUGUCGGUCCACUGCUUGUAAUUCUAUUACUUGAUGAAGACAAGGACCAUGAAGUAGAAGUCAUCUCCAUGAUGAAGACCUCCACUAGGUGCAAAAAUAAAGAAAGCUCGAGCUCCUGGCUCUUUUCCUUAGAGAGGCCGAGCUAGUACCAU
This is a messenger RNA of Amoebophrya sp. A120, 5815 nucleotides long. NCBI's taxonomy places the organism in Eukaryota, Dinophyceae, Syndiniales, Amoebophryaceae. The record is from the annotation of a GenBank genome assembly.